AUGUCGUCCAAUGCCCAGCAGCCUCUUCCCUUUGGCUACCAGUUCAUGGCUGGUGCCGUCGCCGGUGUAUCAGAGAUUCUUGUUAUGUACCCAUUAGAUGUGGUCAAGACACGAGUUCAACUGCAAUCCAACGUGGCCACUACCGCAGCAGAGGAGAGAUACAAUGGCAUGUUCGACUGCUUCCGCAAGAUCAUCAAGAAUGAGGGAUUCUCCCGUCUAUACCGCGGUAUCUCCGCGCCCAUCCUGAUGGAGGCGCCCAAGCGCGCGACCAAGUUCGCCGCCAACGACAGCUGGGGCUCGUUCUACCGGAACCUGUUCGGCGUGGAGAAGCAGACGCAGUCGCUGGCGGUGCUGACGGGCGCGACCGCCGGCGCCACCGAGUCCUUCGUGGUGGUCCCCUUUGAGCUGGUGAAGAUCCGCCUGCAGGACCGCGCGUCGGCCGGCAAGUACAACGGCAUGCUGGACGUGGUGCGCAAGAUCGUCGCCAGCGAAGGCCCGCUGGCGCUGUACAACGGCCUCGAGUCGACGCUGUGGCGCCACAUCCUCUGGAAUGGCGGCUACUUCGGCUGCAUCUUCCAGGUGCGCGCCCAGCUGCCCCCCGUCGAGCCUGGCAACAAGUCCCAGCAGACCCGCAACGACCUCAUCGCCGGUACCAUCGGAGGUAUCGCCGGUACCAUCCUCAACACCCCCAUGGACGUCGUCAAGUCCCGCAUCCAGAACUCCCCCCGCGUCCCCGGCCAGGUGCCCAAGUACAACUGGGCCUGGCCCGCGCUCGGCACCGUCAUGAAGGAGGAGGGCUUCGCCGCUCUCUACAAGGGCUUCAUUCCUAAGGUGCUCCGUCUCGGCCCCGGAGGUGGUAUCCUGCUCGUUGUCUUCACUGGUGUGAUGGAUUUCUUCCGUAAGAUGCGCGACCAGUAG
This is a messenger RNA of Aspergillus clavatus NRRL 1, 918 nucleotides long. RefSeq names its product putative mitochondrial 2-oxodicarboxylate carrier protein. The record is from RefSeq and is a predicted model, not a curated record. The transcript is spliced from 5 exons. NCBI's taxonomy places the organism in Eukaryota, Fungi, Ascomycota, Eurotiomycetes, Eurotiales, Aspergillaceae. Bases 1 to 918 code for a protein of 305 amino acids. Gene Ontology annotation, biological process: transmembrane transport.